CUCACCCGCGUGCCCAACACAGUCAAGCAAUUUAUUCGCAAUGUCCGAUCCGCCAAAACCAUUGCCGACGAGCGGGCUGUAAUUCAGAAAGAGAGCGCCGCUAUUCGAGCUUCGUUCCGUGAAGAGAGCCACGAUUCUGGCGUCCGGAGGAACAAUGUGGCAAAAUUGCUUUACCUUUUCACCCUCGGCGAACGCACACACUUUGGACAGAUAGAAUGUCUGAAGCUGCUGGCCUCCCACCGCUUCGCCGACAAGCGGCUGGGCUACCUGGGGACAAUGCUGCUGCUGGAUGAGAAUCAGGAGGUGUUGACACUGGUGACGAAUUCUUUGCAAAAUGAUUUGAACCACUCCAAUCAGUAUAUCGUCGGUCUCGCCCUCUGCACCCUCGGCAACAUCGCCUCCGUCGAGAUGUCUCGUGAUCUCUUCACCGAAGUCGAAAAUCUUAUGUCUACAGCAAACCCGUAUAUUCGGCGGAAAGCCGCCAUUUGUGCCAUGCGGAUAUGUCGCAAGGUACCGGACCUGCACGAGCACUUUAUGGAGAAGGCCAAGAUUCUGCUCUCGGACCGGAAUCAUGGCGUCCUUCUUUGUGGUCUGACUUUUGCGACUGAUCUGUGUGAGGCGGAGGAGGAGGAAGAAGACGGCCCCGAAGGCGUGAUCGAGGCAUUCCGGCCGCUCGCCGGAGGGAUGGUUCGCGCUUUGAAGGGACUGACGACGUCUGGAUACGCGCCAGAGCACGACGUAUCAGGCAUUACAGACCCUUUCCUUCAGGUCAAGAUUCUCCGCUUCUUACGGGUUUUGGGCCGAGGCGACGCGGCCACCAGUGAAUUGAUCAAUGAUAUUUUGGCCCAGGUGGCCACCAACACCGACUCAUCGAAGAACGUGGGCAAUGCCAUCUUGUAUGAAGCAGUACUUACAAUUCUGGAUAUCGAAGCCGACUCUGGUUUACGAGUCCUUGGUGUUAACAUUCUCGGUAAAUUUUUGUCCAACAAGGACAACAAUAUCCGCUAUGUUGCAUUGAACACCCUGAACAAGGUUGUGGCAAUUGAACCAAAUGCAGUGCAAAGACACCGCAACACUAUUCUAGAAUGCUUGCGGGACCCUGAUAUCAGUAUUCGCCGCCGAGCGCUCGAUCUCAGCUUCAUGUUGAUCAAUGAAAGCAAUGUACGGGUGCUUGUGCGGGAGUUGCUGGCCUUCCUUGAGGUGGCAGACAACGAGUUCAAGCCCGUGAUGACAACUCAGAUUGGCAUCGCUGCUGACCGAUUCGCCCCAAACAAGCGCUGGCAUAUGGACACCAUUCUGCGUGUUCUCAAGCUGGCUGGGAGCUACGUCAAAGAGCAGAUCUUGUCGUCGUUUGUUCGCCUCAUCGCUACUACCCCCGAGCUUCAGACCUAUGCUGUUCAGAAGCUUUAUUCUUCCUUGAAGGAAGAUAUCUCGCAAGAGGGACUCACUUUGGCGGCUGCAUGGAGUAUUGGUGAAUAUGCCGAUAGUUUGCUCCAGGGUGGCCAGUAUGAAGAGGAGGAACUAGUGAAGGAGGUCCACGAGAGUGACAUUGUUGACCUAUUCACCAACAUUCUCAACAGCACCUAUGCCUCUCAGAUCGUCAUCGAGUAUAUUAUCACCGCAUCAAUGAAGCUGACUGUGCGCAUGUCGGACCCAGCUCAGAUCGAACGCUUGCGCCGCUUCCUCUCCAGCCGCACUGCUGAUCUGAGUGUCGAGAUCCAGCAGCGUGCUGUCGAAUAUUCCAACCUGUUCGGAUAUGACCAGAUCCGCCGUGGUGUUCUUGAGCGCAUGCCUGCCCCAGAGAUCCGAGAGGAACAGCGUGUGCUUGGUGCUCCGACAAAGAAACGUCAGAGCAAGAUCCUCCGUGGCAAGUCCACCAAGGUAUCCAAGCCCGCUGAACACGACCUCCUCCUGGACCUGAUGGGCGGCUCCGAAGCCCCUGUCACCAGCCCGACAACGAACGGGUCCAACACCGCCGAUCUGCUGGCAGAUAUUCUUGGCGGAGGAGACUCGGGUGUUUCUUCACCUUCCCCUGCGCCUGCCGUCGGCCAAAACACCAUGAAUAAUAGCGCCAUUAUGGACCUGUUUGGCUCAAACGGUGCCUCACCUUCUCCACAGCCGACUCAACAGCCUGCCUCCUCUGGGCUUGACCUGCUUGGCGGCGGCAUGGGAGUGUCUGCGCCUUCGCCUUCUGCCUCUCCUGCUCCUGUCUCCGCCUCAACGCCCGCACACACCGUCUUCAACAAAGACGGACUGGUGCUCAAUCUGCAGGUCCAACGAAGCGGCCCGAACGCCCAAAUCCUUGCUCGCUUUCGCAAUGAAUCCAACUUUGAUAGGUUCUCCAACGUUGGCUUGCAGGCUGCUGUGCCCAAGAGUCAACGUCUACAAUUGAGCGCCAUCAGCAAGGGCGACCUUGAAGCAGGCGAGGAGGGCACACAGACAAUGCGCGUCACCGCAGUAAACGGGGCCCUCCCACCCAAACUCCGCCUCCGUCUCCGAGUCACUUCCUCCCGCGACUCUGGUGCCCCAGUCACCGACCAGGUAGACUGGACCGAGCCAUAA
Molecule: messenger RNA, 2562 nt
Organism: Penicillium macrosclerotiorum
Lineage: Eukaryota; Fungi; Ascomycota; Eurotiomycetes; Eurotiales; Aspergillaceae
Product: AP-1 complex subunit gamma
Exons: 4
Biological process (GO): intracellular protein transport; Golgi to vacuole transport; receptor-mediated endocytosis
Cellular component (GO): membrane coat; Golgi apparatus; AP-1 adaptor complex
Molecular function (GO): clathrin-cargo adaptor activity
Source: RefSeq, a predicted model, not a curated record